AAAGAGUGAGAGAAGUGAGUGUCGGGGUGUGUGUGAGUGUGUGGAUGAGGGAAGUGGAGAGAGCGGGGCUGUAAAGUUUGGACACUGAGCGGAGGGGAAUACUAUGCGGGCUGCUGAUCUUUAACAGGUCGGAUUACUCUCUGAUCCCGGCGGAGUGUUUCUGGAGGGGGUGAAAGUGUAAUCAGCCAAUAGCACCAUGGCGAAUCCAGAGGCAAAUGGAGAUAAUCAGUGGUUUCACUCCUCGCACUGUGAGCGCUGUCUGAGUGAAGAUCAGCUCGAUGCCAUCAGAAACAACAGCGAUGUGCGGGAGUUCUUCGUGGUGCAUCAUCUGGAUGAUCUGAGGGAGGGAGACGUGUCUCCGCUGCUCCAUAACACUCCCAUCACCUGCAAAGUGGAGAACUGUGAAAGAUACACUACUCGCUCCAAGGUGCGUGUGUGUACUCUGUACACGGUGCGUCUGACCCACGGUGAAUUCACGUGGACAGUGAAGAGAAAGUAUAAGCAUUUUCAGGAGCUGCAGAGAGAUCUGUACAAACACAAGAUGAUGCUGCAGCUUCUUCAUCUAGGGAGGUUUGCCAUUCAUCGACAGCAGUUGGACAACAUGGGUGAGGAAAUGCCCUCUCUUCAUGGCACUGAGAGGAUGAGGAGGACAUCCAGCAAACCAAAAUACCUGGAGGAGUAUCUGAACAGCCUGCUGGAGAACACUUUCUGCAAGAACUACUGUGGAAUGUUGGAAUUCCUCUCUAUCAGCCCUCUGUCUUUCAUCAAAGACCUUGGACCCAAAGGCCUUGAGGGUUUUAUUCUGAAGAGGUCAGGAGGUCACCGCAUUCAGGGUCUCAACUGUUUCGGGCAUCAUCAGUUCUGCUUUCGCUGGUCUCACCGUUGGCUGGUGGUGAAGGACUCCUUCCUGCUCUACAUGUCCAGGGAUCCUGGCCUGGUGUCCUUCGUGCUGCUGUUUGACCCCGAGCUGAAGGUUCUGGUGGGCAGCUGUUACACUGACACCAAACACGGAGUGUGCAUCGAGAACUUCAGCAGGAAGUUGAUCAUCAAGUGUAACAGUUACAGACAGGCUCAGUGGUGGAGUCAUGAGAUUCGUGGUUUGUCUCAGAAGUGUGAUUUUUUCCAGAUGCACCGCUUUGAAGGCUUUGCUCCACCAAGACCUCAAACCUUCACUAAAUGGUAUGUGAAUGGCAGUGGUUAUUUCUCAGACCUGGCAGAUGCUCUGGAGAAGGCAAAGGAGGAGAUCUUCAUCACUGAUUGGUGGCUGAGUCCUGAGGUCUACCUGAAGCGUCCUGCCACAGGAACAUACUGGCGCCUGGACCAGAUCCUCAAACGCAAAGCAGAGCAGGGAGUGAAGGUGUGUGUGUUGCUGUAUAAGGAGGUGGAGCUGGCUCUGGGCAUUAACAGUGACUACAGUAAAAGGAAGCUGAUGAAUCUGCAUCCAAACAUCAAGGUGAUGCGUCAUCCUGACCACGUGGCCUCUGUGGUGUUCCUCUGGGCCCAUCACGAGAAGAUGGUGGCCAUCGAUCAGUCAGUGGCUUUUGUUGGCGGGCUGGACCUCGCCUUUGGUAGAUGGGAUGACAGCAGCUACAGGCUGGUCGAUGUAGCUUCUUCCAAAACAGCCAAUCACAACCCAAGACCAGUGCCAGAGAUGGAAAGGGAAGACGGUUCUACUGUUCCUCUUUCUGGUGGAGAUCCUCGGGAAGCUCCAGGAGGUCGUGAUGAAGUGGAUCUGAGCUGUAAUGCUCUCCUGUGGCUGGGGAAAGAUUACAGCAACUUCAUCAAGAGAGACUGGACCCAGCUGGACCAGCCCUUCCAAGAUAACGUGGAUCGGACGCAGGUGCCUCGUAUCCCGUGGCGUGACCUUGGAGCAGUGCUUCAUGGGAAGGCUGCAAGAGACCUGGCACGCCACUUCAUCCAGCGCUGGAACUUCACCAAGAUAUUUAAGACAAAGUAUAAAGAUAAGUUCUACCCAUACCUGCUGCCCAAGAGUCACACUACUGCAGAUGCCCUUCCCUUCACUGUUCCUGGAACAUCGAAAGCAUCUGUGCAGGUUCUGCGCUCAGUGGAUCGCUGGUCAGCAGGAACGUGUGAAUGUUCCAUCCUCAAAGCUUAUUUGCACAUCAUCGAGAACAGCCAGCAUUACAUCUACCUAGAGAAUCAGUUCUUUAUCAGUUGUGCAGAUGAGAGGAGUGUUCACAACACUAUUGGAGAUGCCAUCGUUAAGAGGAUCCUGCGUGCCCACAGUGAGAAAAAGAAAUACCGGGUGUUUGUGGUGGUUCCUCUUCUGCCUGGGUUUGAGGGUGACAUUGCUGAAGGAGGAGGCAGAGCUAUACAAGCAAUACUGCACUUUACCUACAGGACGAUGAACCGUGGAGAGUGCUCCAUUUUGUCCAGACUGAAGGAACAGAUGCAGGAUGAAUGGACGCAGUAUAUCUCUCUGUGCGGCGUGCGCACACACUCUGUGCUCGGCCAGACGCCCAUCACUGAACUCAUCUACGUCCACAGCAAGGCCCUGAUUGCUGAUGACCGCUGCUACAUCAUCGGUUCGGCUAACAUUAAUGACCGGAGCAUGCUGGGCUCUCGGGACAGUGAGCUGGCCGUGCUGGUGGAGGACGAGGAGAGGGUUCCAUCACGCAUGAACGGAGAGGAUUACGAGGCAGGACCCCUCGCACUCGCCCUGCGCAAGGAGUGCUUCCGAGUUUUGCUGGGAGCGGAUUCUGACCCAUCCAUCGACAUUGAUGAUCCAGUUAGUGAUGAUUUCUUCAACAAUGUCUGGAACAAAACUGCCCAAUCAAAUGCUUUCAUCUAUGAAAUGGUGUUCAGGUGUCUUCCGCUGGACUCGAUCCGUAACAUGCGUGAGCUGCAGGAGCAUGUGAGCGUCCCCAACCUCGCCCAGAUGGACCCAGAGAAGGCCAGCCGUGAGCUUCAGGCCAUCAGGGGCAUUCUUGUCCACUUCCCCCUGCACUUUUUGUGCGAGGAAAUCUUGCUCCCGCCGCCCGGCACCAAAGAGAGAAUGGUCCCUCUGGAAGUGUGGACGUAGUGGGGCCUGGACCAGGGAGGUUAUGGUGUGAUAAGCAGACACGGAUUAAAGAAAACAAUCUGAACCCAUAAACACUCAUUAUCUGCCCUCUACUGAGUGAACUGGAAGCGGUGGGUUCAGUGUGAUAACGGACCAAAACGCCUGUGCUAAUGUGAUAGAGUGUAUGGGUUAGUGGUUGGAGAGAGAUUAGUCUAACCACAUGGAAGUGUGCUACAGCAUGUACUCGGCCAUUUCCUAUCUGCUCUAGAAAGCUAGGAAUGUAAAUCUCUGAUCUUACGUCAGAUUACAUUAGAUUAAAUUACUAUUAUGACUCUUUAGAGAACCAUUUGGUGCAGCAUGAAAUUUUACCAAGGUUCAGUUCAGAUUCUUUAGGCAACAGUUCAGUUCUAGAUCAGGAUUGGAAUUCUUUAGGAAAUCCUUUAGGGUUUAAGGACACUAUGAUUUGAUUAAUUUACUCUUAUAGAAAUUAUUCUGUUUGUCAUGAGAUCUAAGAUUUUGGUAACUCAAAUAUAAUAGGUCACUUAGAUACCUAGAUCUUAGAUGUUACACUGACACAAUUCGAUUAGUUUGAAAAUCUUUAAGAAAUUAUUCAAUACAUAAUGAAUUCAGCAUCUUUUCACCAGAAUAUGAUUUUGAUUCUUCCAAACACAGUUUGAUGUGUCACAAAAUCUCACAUUUAUCUAUUUAGAUUAACAUUAAUUCUGGUUCUUUUGGAAACCAGAAUUAUCAUUAUAUCACAAAAUGGAACUGUGGCACAAUUCAAGUGCUUUAGGAAAUGAUUCAGUUCAUAAUGGGAAGAUUUUGCCAAAUUAGGAUUUUAUUUCAUUAUGAUUCUUUACUACACUAUUCAGUAAAUUAUAAUGUCAUUUAUACGUCAUGAGAUCUUGCACAUCAGAUGUUGCAAUGACACAAUUCUAUUUAAUUCAUAGUCUUCAUAAAAUGAGUUGUUGCAGAACCGAACUUUUGGUUCUGAUUAUCCACUACACUAUCAUGAUUUUAAUCACGUUAUGAUUAUGAAUCUUUUGCAAAUUCACUCAGUAUAUCAAAAAAUCAAUGUUAUGAUUGACAAGUAGAUGACGCUAUUUUUUAAAGAGAUUUUUACUUAAAAAAUAGCCGGAGAGUUUGUUUUUACCAUAGAAAACAAGCACAUACUUCACUAAAUAUUUUUCAAGACAAACAUUCCAAAGCCUAUGCAUUUGAAUCAGCACCUUCAGAUUGAAUGCAUUGUAAAGCAUUUUCACACCUUUAGUUGGAUGGAGGCCAUCCGGCACUUCACAAAGGAAGUGUGUGUUAUCAUGGUGCUUUUAGACGAAGGACUUGCAGCUGUGAGGGCCUUUUAAAAUGGCUCAGUUAGAAGUUAGCAAGCUAAUCUGCACUAGUCUCAGUUUGCUGUAGUUUUGUAAAAUGGUGGAUGGUGUGAAGUGUCUGUGUGCGCGCGUGUGUGUGUGUGUGUGUGUGUGUGUGUUUUUGAGAGGAUUGAGGUGAGCACAGUUGAGUGUCUCCAAUGAGACGAACAGAACGUACGUUUAUUAUUGCAAAGGCGCGUAGGUGGAUGGCAUUGCUUUCUCUGCCUCUUUCCCUAUAUCUCUUAUUCUCCCUCUAUCGCUCUCUCUCUCUCUCUCAUUCUCUUUCUCUCUCUCUCUCUCUCUAGUGCUGCACCUCUCUGUGCAGUGCCAGCAAAUCUGUCAGAACAUUUGUGGUUGUUAUGGUGACGGGUAUAAAGAGCUGACGGGGUCGCGGCUGCCGCGAGAAAGCGAGUGAAAAAGAAAGAGAGAGAGAGGAAACGAGAGAGAUGGAGAGGAAGUCUAGAUAAACAGCGGCUUUGGGAGAAAGAGAAGAAAUAGGAGGAAAGAGAAUGUAAUAAAAUGUUAUCAAAUGCAGCGGUGAGAGGAGGAUGAGGUGAUGGUGGUGAUGGUGAUGAUGGGGAGUAAAAAGUGGGGAAUAUUGGGCUCAGGGGUUCAGGUUGGGGGCGGGGCUGUUUUUUUUUGAGGGAGUGAAUGUGAAAUAUUGAGAAAAAAGGGAUUGAGGAGGGUGCCAUUAGAAGAGGAGAUUUUGGAUGUUUAUUUUUUUUGGGAGGGGGUGGUGGUGUGCAUUAAUCAUUGUGCUCCUCCCCCUUCCGAUGUCUCCAUGGCAACCAAGUAUUUAUGGUUAUGUAAUACUUUUGUCAGUGGUCCAGAAGGUUCCACUUUCCGUUUUUAGUCGGUGGGAGAGGGGUGUAGGGGUGCUGAUAGGGAAACAGAGAGCGUGUUUACAUGUAGACAAAUGAUCAUUAUCAUCAGGCCUAUCAGAUUUCGGCAGCAACACGACAUGACUCAAGUGGUCAUGAAAAAGCAAAUUAGACACCUGGCUCUUGUCCAAUUAAUUGGGUUAUUCAGAACAUGUAUACUGCACAUGUGCAGAACUGUUCACAAAGCAGAUUUAUUUAUCUACCGAACAACUGACAAAUUACAGAAUUACACUUACUGACACAAAAUAACACACCAAGAAAUAAAUAAAUAAGAGACCACCUAAAAAUGAUGAGUUUCUUUGAUUUUACCAAGUUGAAAACAUCUGGAAUAUAAUCAAGAGGAAGGUGGAUGAUCACAAGCCAUCAAACCAAGCUGAACUGCUUGACUUUUUGCACCAGGAGUGGCAUAAAGUUAUCCAAAAGUAGUGUGCAAGACUGGUGGAGGAGAACAUGCAAAGAUGCAUGAUAAUUGUGAAUAAAUCACAAUAAACCACAGUUAUUCCACCAAAUAUUGAUUUCUGAACUCUUAAAACUUUAUGAAUAUGAAUGUAUUUUCUUUCCAUUAUUUGAGGUCUGAAAGUUCUACAUCUUUUUUUGUUAUUUCAGCCAUUUCUCAUUUUCUGCAAAUAAAUGCUCUAAAUAACAGUAUUUUUAUUUGGAAUUUGGGAGAAAUGUUGUUUGUAGUUUAUAAAAUAAAGCAACAAUGUUUAUUUUACUAUAACAUAUAUCUAUAAAUAGCAAAAUCAGGGAAACUGAUUCAGAAAUUAAUUUAAAUUAAAUUAGUUUUGUUCCAGAAUUGCAUAUAUGUGAAUAAAAUAUAAGAGUAAAAGGAUUAUUAGUUUAUUGAGAAAAACUGUAGGAGGAAGCUUUAGGUACCCUUUUGGACUGCCUCUAACUUGAACAUAGGAUGAGAUAUGGUUGAGCAUGGAGGCAUACAGAACGCAUGUAGCAUCCUGCAGAACAUUAGCCUGUUGCUGAAGCUGGCAUCCCAGCUGCUUCCAUAAACGCACAAAGUGUUGCAGUCUGGUAGAGACAUUCCUUAAAAGUCUCUACUGUGUGUGGGCCAGCAUUAUCCUGCUGAAAUCACCUCUUGUGGCAAAGCCCAAUGUCUAAACUGACCACAGCUGUAAUUAUUUACAUAUCUGCCUGAGCAGCAGUCCAGGAUGUUUUUAGUCCAUGAGUUUAUAUGCAAAUUGGAAUUUGCAGUUAAUAUUUUUCUGGCAAGUGAUUCUGUUAAAUGUUAAAUGACUGUUAAAUUCAACAUAAAUUCAAGAUGGACUGUUUUAACCUUGUUUGGCUGUAAUAAAAUGUAUCAAUUAAAAGCGAGGCUGCCCAGGCAAUACUCAGGUUCUUCAUGGUGGUAUCUGUUUCACAGUUUAGUAGUUACAUGCUUUGAAUUUAUUAAAUUGUAUGUAAAUUGUAGCCUAAUUGCCAUAGAUUUUAUAAUUAUAAACCACUUAUAGGUAAUGUAUAGAAAGCUUUAAAAUAAUUAAAUUAACCCAAUCUAAACAACUGCACUACUAUUGAAAAAAACACUAAGCUAAAAGAACUUAAAUAUGUCUAAGCAAUGAUCAAUGUAGAAGCUCUACAAAUAAUAAGACGAAUGAUUAAAUGUUUAAAUGUUGACAUUAAAAAUAUGCAAGUUCACUGACACAAAACUUUUAAUAAUAGUUUAAAUAGAUAUACAGCUGAUUUUAGUCCAUUUGUGCUAUCACCAAUAUCAAUGCAUUUUGCCCCACACUGGAUAUAUGACUGUAUAUACCAUAUAUUUGUCCAAAUAAAUGCAUUAAGCUAC
Molecule: messenger RNA, 7065 nt
Organism: Astyanax mexicanus (Mexican tetra)
Lineage: Eukaryota; Metazoa; Chordata; Actinopteri; Characiformes; Acestrorhamphidae
Gene: pld2
Product: phospholipase D2
Exons: 25
Coding region: 197-3043 (948 amino acids)
Biological process (GO): cell motility; intracellular signal transduction; phosphatidic acid biosynthetic process
Molecular function (GO): D-type glycerophospholipase activity; phosphatidylinositol binding
Source: RefSeq, a predicted model, not a curated record